Molecule: messenger RNA, 1306 nt
Organism: Perca flavescens (yellow perch)
Lineage: Eukaryota; Metazoa; Chordata; Actinopteri; Perciformes; Percidae
Product: forkhead box protein D2
Exons: 1
Coding region: 116-1027 (303 amino acids)
Biological process (GO): anatomical structure morphogenesis; regulation of transcription by RNA polymerase II; cell differentiation
Molecular function (GO): DNA-binding transcription factor activity, RNA polymerase II-specific; RNA polymerase II cis-regulatory region sequence-specific DNA binding
Source: RefSeq, a predicted model, not a curated record
AUGCGCAGCUUUUUUUUGUGAAUGAAAGGGGAGAAGGGGGUCUGCUGUUCUGACCCAUGCAGGCGGGCGAAGUAGAGCGCCUGUUGGGCCGCCGUGCCACCGGACACUCCGGACUAUGACCUUGGACAGCAAGCGCAUGGAGGAGACGGACCUUGACGUAGGGGGACAGACGGAUGGUAGUGACGAUCUGAAGACCACAGGUCUUUCAGUGAUAAAUACGAGUAAUCCCGAGUUUGAGCAAAGCGCUUCAUCCUUCGCUCCUCAAGUGCGGGAGGAGGGAGACUUUGCAGCCCGGCUAAAGGAUGGUCCAGACAAGAGAACCGCCUCGGUGAAGCCUCCGUACUCGUACAUCGCUCUCAUCACCAUGGCCAUCCUCCAGAGCCCGAAAAAAAGACUCACCCUCAGUGAGAUAUGUGAUUUUAUCAGCCAGCGCUUUGCGUAUUAUCGGGAGAAGUUCCCUGCUUGGCAAAACUCAAUCCGUCACAACUUGUCUCUAAAUGACUGCUUUGUCAAAAUGCCCCGGGAGCCUGGGAAUCCUGGCAAGGGGAAUUACUGGACACUGGAUCCCAUGUCGGCAGGAAUGUUUGAAAACGGGAGUUUUCUUCGGCGGAGGAAACGCUUCAAGAGGCAACAUUUCUAUUUGGGGGCGUUGAAGGACUGCAGGGCGAAGGAGCGCAGCCUGAUGCCCGUGUUUCCUCUCCUCGGAGGGCACAGGAUGAGUUCUUGUCUCCAGGCUCCUGAGUUGUACCACGAACUGGGAUUCAGAAGUCGACUAAGCCCCCACACUAUUCCCAGCAUCCCACCUGUAAGCAGCAUCAUACCUGCACUCUCCUCUCUCCUCUCCAACAAUUUCCCCUCGUGUCGAACCUUUGAACAUUUCGACCCGGGACGCUGCACGGCUGUCCCAUCUCUGGCUCCAAACUGCUCGUUCGUUCCUCCUGUCUCGCUGCACGGAAUGAACUACCCUGCUUCUCAGCUCUCCCAUUUCCCUACUGGGAUCCUAAAAGUUUCGUCUAAUUUAAUUUAAUGUAGCUUAAUGACGCCUUUCUUGAACGGAAUCUUCUUAUUCUUCGACUGAGAAUAAACCCAUGGUAGCCUACUUUAUGUACACAUACACUUUUUUAUGCAAACAUGCCUCCAUAUUUGUUUUUGAAUUGAUAUUUUACAGUUAUGUUUGGAAUAGAACGUGGUGGAAUUCAGAGUCUACAAUGAUUUAAAUAUCAGAGUUUAUCGUCAUACAAUCAAAUAGCAUCGCUAUACGAUUCUUUUACAUUUUGGUUGAUUGUAGGCUAUUACAUAUUUUCUU